GAUAUUCUUCGAAAUAUUUGAUUAUUUACAUGCAUUUGAUAUUUUUGUUGGUUUUACUUCAUUAAAUCAACGAAUUUCAUCUAUUUUGCAAUUCAUUCCACUUCAUAUUAUUAUUUCACAUGAUUAUUGUCAUCGUCAAAUUGAUUUUAUUUCUUCACAUCUUACUUUUCAUGCUCAUCAAGUUAUUUCAUUAAAAAUUGAUGAUAUAAUUAGUGAUUAUUCAUCUGUUAUUAAUUUAUUAUUUAAUCAACACAAUUUUAUUAAUCUUCAAUCAUGUAUAUUUACUUCAAUUAGUUCAUCAACAAAACUUGAAAAUAUUUUUAAAAAAAUUGAAAGUUUAAAUAAACUUGUUACAUUUACUCUUUUUGAUCCAUAUCUUAAUCUAAAUGAAAAAGAUAACUGUAAUUUAACUCGAAUGAUGUUAAUGCAUAAAUCAUCUUCUCUUCGUUCAAUGGUACUUAAACAUAGUUAUGAUUAUGCCGAUAUAUCAAAUUAUACUUCAAUAUCUUCAAAUCUUACAUCACUUCAUUUACGUAUACAUGGUACACUUUCAACUGUAUCGAUUCAUUCAGUUUUAUUAAUAUUUCGUCUUUGUCAUGGAAUUCGACAUUUAGGCUUAAUACUAGAACACAAAUUUUUAGUUCAAAAUAAUGAUGUCAAUGUUCCAAAUUCAACAAUAUCUCUUAAUGAUACUGACUAUCCAAUAUUACCAAAAUUGAUAUCUUUCAAUUUAGCAGUUCUUCUUAUAUGUGAUAUUUAUGCAAUUGCUUAUAUGUUACGUUGUAUGCCUAGUCUUAAUCGUUUUAAUUUUUUUCUUGUGGUACAAAUGAGAGGAUUGCUAUAUAAUUGUGAAUUGCUUAAUGGUUAUGUGUGGGAAGAUAUAUUAAAAUGUUAUGCUCCAUAUUUAUAUACAUUUGAAUUUUAUAUAUCAAUUCAGAAAAACUUAUCAAAUACACAAUUAGACUACAUCGUCAAUUCAUUUCAAUAUUUUGUUAGAAAAUAUCCUAAUUGGAAUAUGGCUAUUGGUCGAUGGAGACUUGCUAGUGAAACUCCAGGUAAACAAAAUUGA
Molecule: messenger RNA, 1069 nt
Organism: Rotaria sordida
Lineage: Eukaryota; Metazoa; Rotifera; Eurotatoria; Philodinida; Philodinidae
Source: the annotation of a GenBank genome assembly